AUGCCGGAGUUUUUAGAGAACCUUACUUUCCAGAACGUUGCAUCCUUUGUAAGACUUGCGGGUCUAUCAGACGUGAGCGAAGUAGAUCGUUUCCUGAGGCGGAGGUGUCUCGAGGCACCACUCUCAACGAAUGUAAUUGAAGCCGCCGCUGGAAACAAGGAAAAUGGACGGGAGAUCAUGAGUCUUCUUCUUCGGGAUCGUGGAGAGGAAUUCAUGGUUACAGAGGGAGUCAUUGAAGCCGCCGCACGAAACGAGGGAAACGGGCAGGAUAUUAUGACCCUUCUUCUUCGGGAACGACCCAUGCGGCUCGCCUUACUAUUCCAUCUCACAAUGCUAUAUGAACGCGCAACCAUCUCCUUGAUUCCUCAAGACAUCUUGAUUCUCUUUCAAGUUUUCUUACUCGAUACGCAAGGACAUAUAGCACGGACCAGAAUGCAGGCAGGAGGCGGAUGUGGAAACUGCUCCGAUUGUACUCAGGCAGAGGAGCAAGCACGACUGAGAGCCGCCCAAGAAGCCGCACGCGAAGCUGAAAGACUCAAGGCCGAGGAAGCUUCCCAUCUCUGCACGGCCGAAUCUAUCCAUCCAACAUGUCCGCUCAAAAAAUCAAAUCACGAGCCGCUUGCUUGGUCCAUCGAGUCCACAGAUGUCCUAGACCAGAGCAACAGCCCAUUAUUCACCCUUCUCCCCCGCGAAAUCAGAGACAUGAUUUACAACUACGCCCUCACAGACACGACAUCAUACCCCGUGGACCGCGCUCGUCCCGAAAACCCCAAUCCCUUUGCGCGAUUCGACCGCGUCUCUGGAUACUCUCAAAGCCGUGCUGGCAUUGAUUUGUACGCUUCGAACAUCGCCAUCCCCCUGCUUUACACAUGCAAGGCAAUCUACCUGGAGACUUACGCCACCCCUCUACGCAUCAACCCUUACAUCACAGGAGAGCUAUCCGUCCAGAGGCAAAAGCGCAACUUGUCAACCUGGCAGUUGGCGCAAAUACGCAGCUUGGACAUUACGCUCCCGCAGCACGGAUUGGAGAACGGGGCUUUGAGGAAUUACCUGAAUGAGUAUUGGAACGCGACUUCACGAUCCCAGGGGCGUUGUAUCGUACCGUCAAGAGCUAUACGCCCAUCGGACAGAAAGCGAUGCGAAGAUCUGGAGUAUGCAAACAGUAAUAACAGUAUCUUGGUACCUGUAGCGGGCGGCGGCAGUUUGACAAAGAAGAAGAAGAGAGAUUUUAACCGCCUUGUCGAUGUUCUAGACGGCACUUCCAUGAUCAUCCCCCAGGAUCCCAUCUACCCAUGCGCUCGUACUCUCAAGGUAGCGCUCGCUCAACCUAUACGACACAUCACACUACGGCUAACGCACAGCGACUGGUGGACAUGGGGCAACGCGCCUACGGAUGACAAUUCGACCACUGGACACCUCCAUCUCGACCCAACAUUUGGUUCCUACCCAGACGGCCGCCCUUCAAACACAAGCAUGCGCCUCCGUGCCUCUGAGCGUCUGCGCAAUCGGCACCCCCGUCUCGACCCACAGUCCUGGGGCUCGCAUCUCGAGCGAGCACUCCCGGGUCUCGAGACGUUGGAGCUUGUGCUGGAGACGUGGAAAGUCAAGGAGGAGCAGCUCGAGUGUGUGGUGCAAUGUGCGCAGACGUGGAGGUUUUGUGAAGAAGAAGAGGGAGAUGGGAAGGAGAAGUGGGCGUUGGUUUGGGAUGGUGAGGUGGUGGAGAAACGAUGGAGUAGGGGAUUGCGAGGGUUGAGAUUGCCAAAGGAUGCGAGAUGGGUUGAUCGAUGUAAUGAUUUUGAGGUGAGGGUUGUGCGGUAUGUGAAGAAGGUAGUGGAGGGGGUAGUUUAG
This is a messenger RNA of Alternaria burnsii, 1848 nucleotides long. RefSeq lists its product as uncharacterized. The transcript is spliced from 2 exons. The record is from RefSeq and is a predicted model, not a curated record. The coding region runs from base 1 to 1848 and encodes 615 amino acids. NCBI's taxonomy places the organism in Eukaryota, Fungi, Ascomycota, Dothideomycetes, Pleosporales, Pleosporaceae.